Molecule: messenger RNA, 1169 nt
Organism: Varanus komodoensis (Komodo dragon)
Lineage: Eukaryota; Metazoa; Chordata; Lepidosauria; Squamata; Varanidae
Gene: CABCOCO1
Product: ciliary associated calcium binding coiled-coil 1
Exons: 9
Coding region: 140-952 (270 amino acids)
Source: RefSeq, a predicted model, not a curated record
GCGGCCAAGGAGAAGGACAAGGCGAGGGAGAAAGAGCCGGAAAGUAUCUCCGCGCAGUGGCCACCAAGAUGCCCAGUGAAAACCCCACAAAUAGAGCAUGGACGCAACAGCAUCUUCCUUUUAACUGGAAGAAGACAAAAUGGAACAAGAUGAAGUGCCAAUGGCUUGGAACUUUCUUUCCUUUACUCAGGUGUCCAUUCUUUUGGAACAAGAUAUAGCAGGAGUUCAAAAAAGUUUGGAAGAGUUUCUUAAUUUGAAAGAACGUUUGACAUCUUUGAAAGAAGCUGUGUUAUUGGAUUAUUACGUCUCAGGAUUUUGGUGGGCUAAAGCAUUAGAAUUCACACCUGUGCAAAUUGGAGGAUUUCUGACUCUGUUAAAUUUGCUGUUGGAGAACCUUGACACCCAGCAUAUGACACUGCAAGAAAACAUCCAAGAACUUGGAAAUGCGAUGGCUGGAAUCGGGCAGAGUCAUUCAGAUAGAAGUGGUGGAUUCGAGUUCUUCACUGUGGACCAAGCCCACGCUAUCAUUAAUUAUUUGAAGAUCAGCUUAUUCCAACAUUAUACGCUAUAUGAGUAUCUUUUCCACAGUCUCAGGGAAGAACUUGUGAUUGGAGAUGAGAAUGUUGUAGAACUAGUCAAGGCUGCAGACCUCCCUUUCCCGGCUCCUUUGGAAGAAGGGCUGCCCUGCAAUAUUUAUUCCAAAUUUAUAGCAAUGGCUCCUGAGGAAGAGGGUGCAACCCAGGAAACGGAUGGAGGGUCUCUUUCAGAAGAGCAGGCUGAAGCUGAAAGCUUCGUAGAUCCUUUGACAGGUUACACCAUAGAAGAUGUCCAGUCAGUACUGGGCCAAAUCACCAGUGAAAUUAUUGGCAACGUUCAGUCCGAGAUAAACGAAAAGCUGCAAACACAGGAGGAGGCCUAUUCGGCCAGAAUAGACAAGCUGAAGAAGGCCUGAAAGAAAAACAUGUCCAAGCAGAGUGAUGGGGUGUCUUUCACCGAUCGUUUAGAUGUGUUUUAUUUCCUAAACUCAGCAUAAUUGGGUCAUUAUUUUGCCAUCCACUGCUCUGACAUCACUAAUGUAACACUUGUAGAUCUAUUGGAUGUAUAUUUUGUAUUAAAGUUGGACCUUUAUUGAAAUAAUCUGGGAAAAAUGAAAUAAAUAGUGAAAUAAG